This is a messenger RNA of Motacilla alba alba, 2356 nucleotides long. RefSeq names its product U6 snRNA biogenesis phosphodiesterase 1 (gene USB1). The coding region runs from base 37 to 1422 and encodes 461 amino acids. Lineage: Eukaryota; Metazoa; Chordata; Aves; Passeriformes; Motacillidae. Gene Ontology annotation, biological process: U6 snRNA 3'-end processing. The record is from RefSeq and is a predicted model, not a curated record. Gene Ontology annotation, cellular component: nucleus. Gene Ontology annotation, molecular function: 3'-5'-RNA exonuclease activity. The transcript has 7 exons.
GAGGUACUUUCAAACUGGCGAGGCGGCCUGCUCGGCAUGGCCCGGCUGCUCCCGCCGGGCCCGGGCCGCCUCAGGGCCGCGGGGCGCGGGGGCGGCCGGGGAGCUCGCAGGCCACCAGCAGCCGCCGCCGCCGCAGCCCGCGGCCAGGCCCGGCCCGCCGCUCGCCGCUCCCCAUCGGGCGGCCCCGCUGGCAGCGAGGGGACGGCGCCCCGAGGCCUUCACCGCCGCCGCGCCGGGAGGCCCCGCGGUGGGGUCGGGUGUAGGGGGUCGCCGCCCGCCCGGGGCCGCCCCCGCCCCGGCGAGGCGAGGCGCACACAAAGGGCGGCGGCGGCGGUCGGGCCGCUCACCUACGGCGGGAGGAGGCCUCGCCGGCGGCAGGGCCGCGGCCUGCGCGCUGCGCCCGAGCCCCGCGCUGGCGUGGAGGCGGGAGCCGGGAGGGAGGAGGGGAGGGAGGGAAGGGAGCGAGCGGCGGGCGGGAGCGCGGCGGAGGGAGCGGAGCGGGCCGGGCCGGGGCGGCCGCGGCGGCGGCGGCGGAGGAGGCGGGGCGGGCGCGGCGGGUGCUGCCCCCUGCCGGGCCGCGCCGGCAACUGCGCGGCCGCCGCCGGCGGGGAGCGGGCUGUGGCGGCGGGCGCCGCGGCCAUGAGCGCCGCGCUGGUGGGGUACAGCAGCUCCGAGGAGGAGCAGGAGCAGGAAGGGGGGAGCCGGGGCGGCGGCGCGCAGGGGCCCCCCGGGGCCAGCGCCGGCCGCCCCCGCCUGCCCGUGCCCGCCGGCCUGCCGGGAGACCCGGACCCGGAGGAGGCCGUGAGCGAUGACAGCUCCCGGCACGGCGGCCGCGUGCGCGGCUUCCCCCACGAGCGGGGCAACUGGGCCACGCACGUCUACCUGCCCUACUUUGCCCAGGAGGAGUUCCUGGAGCUGCUGGAGCUGCUGGUGUCCCGCGCCCGCACCUACGUCCCGUCGCUGGCUGCCAUGGAGGAGUUCCACCUGAGCCUCUCGCAGUGCGUGGUGCUGCGCUACCACUGGAUAGAGCCCUUCGUUCGCUCCCUCCGGGAGCGCCUGGCCGCCUUCCACAGGUUCUUCUGUGUGGCUGACCAAGUGAAGGUUUACACCAACCAGAACAAAACCAGGACCUUUAUUGGCUUGGAGGUCUCUGCUGGGCAUUUCCAGCUGCUGGAGCUGGUCUCGGAGGUGGAUGGCAUUCUAGAGGAAUUUGACCUUCCCACAUUUUACAAGGACCCAUCGUUCCACAUCAGCUUGGCCUGGUGCGUCGGGGACCUGUCCGGCAAGCUGGAAGGGCAGUGUCUGCGGGAGCUCCAGGACAUUGUGGAUGGGUUUGAGGAGUCAGCGUUCCUGCUGCGUAUCCAAUGGGAGCAGAUCCGCUGCAAGUCAGGGAACAAGUACUUCUCCUUCCCCUUGAGGUAGGGGCGGGUGGGGCUGUGCCUUUUGGAGCCUCAAAGAUCCUGACUCUGGAACAAGGGCUGCAGUCUGGCACAGCUCCGUGUGGCGUGGGCUGUCACGCACCUCUGCGCCCUUCUUGCCUGCUCAGCGUCUCUGAGGCGUUUGUGGCCUCGAGUCGGACCACUUCCACUUUGAGCUGCUGGCUGAAGAAAAGUGUGUUUGUAGCAGAUUUCAUCCUUACUGCUGGAUGUGCUGCAGUCAGCACUGGCGGUUCCAGACAUCCCACGGUCACUAAUUUCGCUGAUUGUUUUAAAAAAAGGAAAAAAAUUCUUCAAAGCCAUAGAUGCCUUAUGGGAAGGAGGAAGAAGGCAGCGUGGGAAGCUGCUACUAAAGGGAGAGUGUCUCACACAGUAGGAAGUAGCACUGCCAGAUUGUUGGGAGGCUCUGGGCAUGUUUUGAGUAGCAAGAGGGAAGGACACGGAGCUGGAUCCUCUUCCCUGAGUGUUUUCCUACUGUAUGCCAGCUCGGACAAGCUCCUGAGUCAUGCUGUGUCCCUCUCACACUGCUGCUGUCUGUGUAGAGACAUUUCAGUGUCUGAUCCUUUUGCCAAACAACAAGAGCUUGCUGCCAGGUGUGGGUGAGCCCUGGAAUGGACAGUGUCAGUGUUUGCCUGAGUUAGGAGGGCAGUGCCCACAGGUGAGUCAAGGGGUGGUGGCUCCUGCCAGGCUCCACACUUUUUCCCUGCGUGAUCCUCACCCCACGUGGAUGAUGCCCCAGGGGAUUGCAGGCUGGACACUGUCCCUUGGGAGAAACUCCUUUUUAUCCUUUUGUCCCUGGUUAAUCAGCUGCAACCUCUCAGGUAGUUGGAACAGGAUGCUGAUGUGAUGCCCUGAAUCUUUUGUUCUAUGUCUGUCCAGGACUUCUGAACAGUAAAAAUCUGUUUCCUCGUGUCAUAAAA